GUGGUCGUCGGGGAAGAAAGAAGGUUAUGUAAUGGCGAGCUUCCGUCACCGUAUCGUGUUGCUGGGGCUUCUCGUCGCCGGGAAGCUUUUUCAAAUUCACGGCGGGAACACUUUGGUUUUCACCCCUCGACGUCCAUCCCAUUUAUUAGCGACGAAAGAAUGGCGUCGAGGAGUAGGAGGAGCCCGCCCCCUAUUUCACGAGCUUUACAGUCGGAAGCGUCAGAUGCACCUGAGCCCAAGAGGAGAUCUCUCCGGUUGAUAAAAACAACACCCGCAAAGGAAGAGUCCAAAGCCAAGACAAAGAAAGCACCCGCCAAGCCUAAGAAAGCCAAGGAGGUGGAGAAGAGCAAGCCCGAGGAGAAGGAGACCGACGCCCCCGCAGAGAAUGGCGAAACCAAAGCUGAGGAAGAGGCGCCAGCCACGGACACGGCGGGGGACAAAGAUGACGCAGCAGAAUAACAUCUCUCAUAGCGCAUCUUUUACCAGUGCUCCCUGUACCUCUUUUCUUGUACAAUUCAGGGGAAUAUUUUUAUCAACUAUUUUCUAAACACAGGUUUUUUAGUAGUUUGAUUGUAGACACACUUUUUUUUUCUAAGAAAAACAAAAAAAAGUCAAUUUGGAGAUGGGAGAAAUUCUUCACAGGGGUGGGUUGUUUUAAAUGUGA
Molecule: messenger RNA, 664 nt
Organism: Doryrhamphus excisus (bluestripe pipefish)
Lineage: Eukaryota; Metazoa; Chordata; Actinopteri; Syngnathiformes; Syngnathidae
Gene: hmgn1b
Product: high mobility group nucleosome binding domain 1b
Cellular component (GO): chromatin; nucleus
Molecular function (GO): nucleosomal DNA binding
Source: RefSeq, a predicted model, not a curated record